Messenger RNA from Urocitellus parryii (Arctic ground squirrel), 1758 nucleotides. Its product is annotated as stearoyl-CoA desaturase-like. Gene Ontology annotation, biological process: monounsaturated fatty acid biosynthetic process; response to fatty acid; unsaturated fatty acid biosynthetic process. Gene Ontology annotation, cellular component: endoplasmic reticulum membrane. Gene Ontology annotation, molecular function: stearoyl-CoA 9-desaturase activity; palmitoyl-CoA 9-desaturase activity; iron ion binding. The record is from RefSeq and is a predicted model, not a curated record. Lineage: Eukaryota; Metazoa; Chordata; Mammalia; Rodentia; Sciuridae.
AAUUCCCGUUGGCCAAUGACGACCAGAGUUGAGGAAGCCUAAUUAGCAUGUACCCCCGCCGCUGGGGGUUGUUGUCUGCAGUAUCCUGGUGCCUUGACUCUUCACAGCGCUCCUGUCCUUUUGGUCUCCUCCCUUUUCCCGCCCUCACCUCCUCUCUUGGCUUUUUCAGCCAGCAUUGCGCUUUGUGUCCCUCGUUGUUGAAACGGAAUCAAGGAAAUACCGGACACAAUCACUGCCAGCUCUAGCCUGAAAAACGCAGCCCCGGGACAUCUGCGCACUGCAGUUUCCGGCCGGGACAUCCAUCGCGCGUGCAAGGCGCACAGACAGUUCUGAGCGCACGUACUAGAUCGCGGCUCAUAAGCCGGGUUAGUCCAUCGUCUGGCCUCUGCAGAUCGAAUUCCACUCGGCAGUCUCGGCCCUGGGAACGUAUCCCAGCAUCACCGAGGCAAGAUGCCGGCCCACAUGCUUCAGCUCUCCAGCUCCUACACCACCACCACCACCACCAUCAGAGCGCCUCCCAAGGGGAGCCCGCAGAAUGAAGGAGAGAAGUUGGAAAACCACCCUUUCUACUCCGAAGAAGACAUCCGCCCUGAAAUGAAAGAUGACAUAUAUGACCCCAGCUACCAGGAUGCAGAGGGCCCCAGGCCCAAGUUUGAGUUUGUCUGGAGAAACAUCAUCCUCAUGUGUCUGCUGCACCUGGGAGCCCUGUAUGGGAUCAUACUGGUUCCCACCUGCAAGUUCUACACUUGGCUCUGGGCCUAUGUGUACUAUUUAAUCAGUGGCCUGGGCAUCACAGCAGGAGCUCAUCGCCUGUGGAGCCACCGAACUUACAAAGCGUGGCUGCCCCUCUGGCUCUUCCUGAUCUUUGCCAACACCAUGGCGUUCCAGAAUGAUGUUUAUGAAUGGGCCCGAGAUCACCGCGCCCACCACAAGUUCUCAGAAACAGAUGCCGACCCUCACAACUCCCGCCGCGGCUUCUUCUUCUCUCACGUGGGUUGGCUGCUUGUGCGCAAACACCCAGCUGUCAAAGAGAAGGGGGCGACGCUGAACCUAUCUGACCUAAAAGCUGAGAAGCUGGUGAUGUUCCAGAGGAGGUACUACAAGCCCGCUGUCCUGUUGAUAUGCUUCAUCCUGCCCACACUGGUGCCCUGGUUCUAUUGGGGUGAAACUUUUCUAAACAGCUUGUGUGUUGCCACUUUCCUGCGAUAUGCUGUAGUGCUCAAUGCCACCUGGCUGGUGAACAGUGCUGCCCACCUGUAUGGAUACCGCCCCUAUGACAAGAACAUUAACUCCCGGGAGAAUAUUCUGGUUUCCCUGGGAGCUGUGGGUGAGGGUUUCCACAACUACCACCACACCUUCCCCUAUGACUACUCUGCCAGUGAGUACCGCUGGCACAUCAACUUUACCACGUUCUUCAUCGACUGCAUGGCUGUCCUCGGCCUGGCUUAUCCUGCUGAGGUCGGAAAGAGGAGGCUCUGCGUAGAGGCCACCAGCCUGGUUCAGCCUGCCGCGGCGGGAGCUGAGCUCGCGCCGCAGCUUCGGCUACCCAACCAGGCCUGGCCGGGCGGGGCGGCCGACGCCCAGGGAGCUCCGCGGCGCCCUCCCCACCUCCCGCCGGGGUUACUGUCGGUCACAGACCCGGCCUUCAGGGUUAUUAGCGUUCACGCUGCGCACAGUGCCAGAGUCCGCGCAACCAAUCAGCGGACGCCUGGCUUGUCUGACGGCUUUGGCGCCAAUCAGGAGGCUCGACUGCUCUAG